Messenger RNA from Wickerhamiella sorbophila, 765 nucleotides. RefSeq names its product Ribonuclease H2 subunit B. Gene Ontology annotation, cellular component: nucleoplasm; ribonuclease H2 complex. The transcript has a single exon. NCBI's taxonomy places the organism in Eukaryota, Fungi, Ascomycota, Dipodascomycetes, Dipodascales, Trichomonascaceae. The record is from RefSeq and is a predicted model, not a curated record. Bases 1 to 765 code for a protein of 254 amino acids. Gene Ontology annotation, biological process: RNA catabolic process; ribonucleotide metabolic process.
AUGACGACACUGUUGCCUCCAGAGCUUUUGGACCGCGAUGUGGAUUUGAUAAAUUUGUCGCACCCUAAAACAGGGAAACUCACGACCUUUGCCGCUACAGAAUCCCUACUGUUCCAAAAGGUCGUAGUGAAAAAUUCAGGCCCACAUUCACUGCUCUUUGACGGUUACGUGGUGUCUGAUCCUUCUAUUAGCGUGUUCAUUCCCGUGAAUCCGUUUUUCGUCGUGCUCCCUGUUCUUUUCAAGUGCAAAGAUCGGCACCUUCCUUUGGACUUGUUAAUGGACAUGCUCGGCGACGACGAUUCGGACGCGUUUCCAACACACUUGCUACAAGAUUUGGACAAAAUCUGCCAAAACGAAAACGAAAUGUACAAAUUGGACCUCGAAAAGCUGUUCGUAUGGCUCUCUGCGCUGGUCGCAGAACUCGAAAUUCCCGCGUCACUUUCUGCAAAAUAUACCCGGGCAAUAGCACCCAUAGACCCCACACAACCGAUCGACGAGUCACUGAAACAGUCUGUCAAGGAAUUUGCUGCGUUGCAGCUUGUUUGCAGCUGGCUGGACGAGCCUACGUCUGAAUGGCUCAACUCAAAGUACGAUUUCGCAGGCCUGACUGCGCACGUAGACGCAAUCCAAAGCGAAAGAGCAGCAUCAUUGGCAUUACAGCGUUUGAGCGAGCCUGCAGCAGCGAAAAAAGCUCGAGUACCGCCUGCCAAACGGCCCAAGGUGUCAAAAAACAAAUCCGUGUUGGAUUUUUUCAAAAAGGUAUAG